AAGCUGUUUGGAAACACCGCGAGACUACGCUGAGCCCCUGUCGUAGAGGACCGAGUGGAACAUUUAUUUACGUUUUGUGUUUGGCGCACUGGUUUAGAUUACCAGUUAACGGAUUACCGCGGAGGGCCAUUUUUUGAUCACUGACUGCUAAUGUCGCCUGCGGGUUGUUGUCCGUGUGAAGCCAGGAGGCUGAAAGGAGGAAAGUCCAUGAUACCGCGUGUCCUCCAGCUCUGUUCAUAGUCUUUUCCGGGUAUCACUGGAAAAUCUGGUUGCAUCUCCAUUUUCCACCCGAUUCUACUCUAAUCCAUCCCUGGAAGACGCAAUGGAAGAGCAACCAUUAUGAACAGAUACACGACCAUCAAGCAGCUCGGGGAUGGCACCUACGGCUCAGUCUUCCUGUGCCGCAGUCUGGAGACUGGCGAGCUUGUUGCUAUAAAGAAAAUGAAAAAAAAGUUUUACUCAUGGGAAGAAUGCAUGAACCUCCGAGAAGUCAAGACCUUAAGAAAACUCAACCAUGCUAAUGUGAUCAAACUGAAGGAGGUGAUCCGAGAGAAGGAUCACCUGUACUUUAUAUUUGAGUACAUGAAGGAAAACCUGUAUCAGCUCAUGAAGGACAGGACCCAGUUGUUUCCUGAAUCUGCUGUCAGAAACAUCAUGUUUCAGAUCCUGCAGGGGCUUGCCUUCAUUCAUAAACAUGGGAUUUUUCACCGGGACCUGAAACCGGAGAAUCUUCUGUGCAUGGGCCCAGAGCUGGUGAAAAUAGCUGACUUCGGGCUUGCGCGUGAGAUUCGAUCUCGACCGCCGUACACAGACUACGUCUCCACUAGAUGGUAUCGCGCUCCAGAGGUGCUCCUCAGAUCCACAUUGUACAACUCACCGAUCGACCAGUGGGCAGUUGGCUGCAUCAUGGCGGAGCUUUACACCUUCAGGCCGCUUUUCCCGGGCUCCAGUGAAGUUGACACCAUAUUCAAGAUUUGUCAAGUCUUGGGUACACCAAAGAAGAACGAUUGGCCCGAGGGAUACCAGCUGGCGUAUGCCAUGAAUUUUCGUUGGCCUCAGUGUGUUCCCAGUAAUCUGAAGACCCUGAUCCCAAAUGCGAGUCCUGAAGCCAUCCAUCUGAUGACAGACCUGCUGCAGUGGGAUCCCACAAAAAGACCACUUGCAGCCGAGGUUCUCAGGUACUCGUACUUCCAUGUAGGACAAGCUUUGGGCACUCCACAACAGAUCCUGGAGCAGGGCAGGCCUCAGAUGGGCCUUGCGCCGCUGCAGGCCCCUCUACAGUCCCAACAGACGCGACAGCUGCAGCCUCUGCUCCUCAGACCUGUGCCGCCCUCCCAGCCUCCACCUCCCAACCAGCACUGCUCUGCCUCCAGGCCUCUCCAGCAGACCCAGCCCUCCUCCGUGUCGGCGACCGCCCAGGCGGCGGCAUACCAGCGGCACACAGAGCUGGUGAGAGAGCAGCAGCAGCCAAAGCACAUCCUGAAGCAGGAGCAGCCCCGAGCAACGCCUCCGAGCCACCUUCCCUACAUCAUCGACAACAGUCUUCAGAGCAAGCAAACAAGUCAGCUGAAACCUCAAGGAGGUGGUCGGCGGCGGUGGGGCCACGGCACAGGACACCUCAAAGGCGACGACUGGGACGACUACGAAGACACUGACCUGACCUCUAUAAGUAUUCUUGGAAAAAGCAAUUUUGCUUCAGACAAGUCCAGGCAGAUGGAGGACACACUGAGCAGAUUUGAUAACGUUCUGGAUUUCAGUCAACCAAAUGGGAAGGAGGAUGCACCAUUAAACCUGAAAGAGACGGCAGCGUAUCAAGAGCCAUCAAGGACUGCUUCUGCCAAGCAACACUACCUGGGGCAGUCGAGAUAUUUACCCGGCAUUAUUAGUACAAAAAAGAAUGUGGCCAUAAAUGCCAGCAAAGACUUUGCUGGAAGCCAUCUGUGGGGCAGCAGCAGUAUUCCCUUUGGAGGGACUCUGCCGAGCAGAGGCACUCACGGUACCAAUACAAUCCCAGGCGGAUACAUGCCAUCGUUUUACAGAAAAGACAGCGGUUCUGCUGGUCUCAGAGGGCAACAGGGUACUUCAUCGGAAACAAGAGCACCAAAUUAUGCAACGUGGCGAGCUGGACGGAGGCAGACAAACACAUCGACUACCACGCCGUCGGGAAACAAGAGCACCCCCUGCCUGCUGCCUCGCCCGCCGGUGCAGUCCGUUCACGGACGAACCGACUGGUAUGCCAAAUAUGGACCCCGUUAGUGGCCUCCCAGGCGCACGGCUCUGUGCCCAAAAACCUUUUUCCCCUCCAAAGAGUAGGCCUAGAUGUUUUUCCAAUCAGAAUGUGUCAAUUAAUGUUACACAGCAAUAAAGUUUUGGGUAUGCAUACUAUGGAUGUUGUGAGUUGUAACAUAUUUAAGUGUAUGUGGACAAAUGCGACCAGCCAAAAUGUUAGCCCUCAGUGUUUUGUUUUGUUUUGUACCUCUGGAACGUAAAAAGACCGCCCCCUGUAUAUAUGAAGAGGUCACACCUUCGGUUUUGUAUCACAUCUCUGAAUGUUGUUCACCAACAUGUAUACAUUAUAUGCGUAUUACAACUGGAUGAAAUGUUCACUGUGAGUUGUUUUGACUGAAUAAUUACUUUGCUUUGUCUUUGUACAGUGGUCUUUUUUUGUUGUUGUUGUUGUUUGUUUUCCUCUACUGCUGUUUUCUUACAAUUGCCUUGCCAUUCAGGAAACUAUUGUUGAUGUAUUACAUGAGGUACAGAGCAGUGUUUUGAAUCUAUUGAACACAAUGCAAGCGACUGCCAGUGUACAGAUGACAGGCGUGUUUGUGGCCAAAAUGAGUGUGAUUACUGAAUCACAGGUUAUCAAAUGUAGUGAGAGGUUAGACUUGUUUGGUUUGAUCAGAUGUCUUUAUGCCUUAAAGAUGUUGUCAUAUUACCUACCAGUUAAUCUUACAUCAAGUGCAGCAGGAUUGUUUUUUUUUCGUUUUUCUUAAUUCUGUAAAACAUCACUGCUAAUGCUUUUGAUAUAACUAUUCAGUGUGUCCAUUCUGAUCCUGCUCAGAUCCAUUUUUCAGAAGAGCAAGCUCAUAAUGUAAAAGUACCUCAUAGCGAGAAGGUUUCCUGUUGGACUGUGUCAGCCUCAGUGUGGAGUCUGCAUGUUUACCCCCGUGUGUGAGUGAAAGACAGAGUGUGUUUGUCUCUCUGUGUUUCCCUGUGGUGGACUGGCAGACUGUCCAGGGUGUGUCCCGCCUUCUCUCCAUGUCAGCUGGGAUUAAGCUCACUCUCACAGUUUGAUGAAGCAGUACAGGGGAUGAUUGGAUGGCUGGGUCAUGUCUGUGUUCAGUCAAGAUGAAAAUUCUUAAAGUCAGUGCUCUGUAGUUAAAUGGAUGAACUUCAUUGAAUAUAUUGUAUUUAUCUGACUGAGGAAAAAAUGUAAUCAUUUACAAGCAGAGGUCAAUCACAGGGCUUAAGUGUUACUAUAUAUGGAAAUUUAAUAAAGGAAAUUGCACAUCUGUGUAGGAAGUGUUUU
Salarias fasciatus (jewelled blenny) is the source of this 3529-nucleotide messenger RNA. RefSeq names its product serine/threonine-protein kinase ICK-like. NCBI's taxonomy places the organism in Eukaryota, Metazoa, Chordata, Actinopteri, Blenniiformes, Blenniidae. The transcript is spliced from 14 exons. Gene Ontology annotation, molecular function: ATP binding; protein kinase activity. The coding region runs from base 340 to 2256 and encodes 638 amino acids. Gene Ontology annotation, biological process: protein phosphorylation. The record is from RefSeq and is a predicted model, not a curated record.